AUGGACAUCAGCUGCAGUGUGGACGUCGGUUGUGGGCUCUUCAAUACCUUCACAUUUGACUUGUCAUGGUGGACCAGCACUGAUGUGGAAGCGGAGGAAUAUGAAGCUUGUCAUUGCUUCGAUGAUUUGCCCACAGAGUUGAUUGGGCAUGCUUCUGAGUACCUCAUUGCGAAUGUGCCGCUGCGAGCAGCAUCCUCUGCAUGUCGUCGUACACUACCUGCAGAGGAUGUGCUGAGAAG
Messenger RNA from Symbiodinium sp. CCMP2456, 239 nucleotides. The record is from the annotation of a GenBank genome assembly. NCBI's taxonomy places the organism in Eukaryota, Dinophyceae, Suessiales, Symbiodiniaceae.